AAAGAAUGUCUGUACUACAAACGCCGCCGAGAAAUACAAUAGCGAGAGUUAUCCAAAAGAAACUGAAAAAUAUUGCAGUUUUGAAAACAUCCGCAUAAUCUUGGACGACGCACAGACUCCACAAAGCGUGGGUGAAAGUAAUGGAGCUGAACUACAGUAAAAAUAACUGUCAGUGUUGGUAUAAGAAGAUGUAAAAAAAGUUCCUUUGUCUGAUGUAAUAAUAUAUAACCUGUCGGAACCUGUACCAGACAGCGACGCUACUGGAACAACAGCGACGUCACAGACGCGGGAGCGGGAUGAGUGGGCAGCGAGAGAGGGAGAGUCAGUCAAUUGUGAACCACCGGAUUGAUAAGUCGUAUUACCGAAGAACGAAUAAAACAGAUCAAUAUCAGAAGCUCAGCGUGUAUCAAUUGUGUAUUUUCGGGGUCUUUACAUUGGCGACGAGUUUGCAAACAAAACAUGGCUGAGCACAAUUUGAAACCAUUCUUAUGUGAAGGCCUAGAGAAAUCAAUUCUGCGAAGUGAAUGGGAAAAAUGGUUACGAGAGUUCGAUAUAUUUCUCGAAGUCGAGAACGUAACAUCGCCAAGGCAAAAGAGGAAUAAACUUCUACAUAUUGGAGGAGUGCAAUUGCAAACUGUUGCGUUUUCCUUGCCAGAUGCUAUUGUCGAUGGAGCAGAUGGAAUAGAUGUGUUUCAGAUUUUAAUUGACAAGUUGAACACCUACUUUUCCCCUAAACAAAACUCUACAUUUGAGAGGCAUUUAUUUCGCAGCUUGGCUCCGUUAGAAAAUGAAGAUUUUUGCGGCUACGCCAACAAAUGUAUAAAUGCUCAUUUGAAGUAUCUAAAACCGAGAUAGAGGAGAUUUGCCUCAAAGAUAAAAUAAUUGACUCGUGGGCCCCUAUAGAGUUAAAGAAAAAACUGCUGGCCAAAGAACAUUCUCUAGAUGAAAUAAUUGAAGCAUGUCAAGUGGAAGAGCAGAUUAAUAAACAGUCUGAGGUAAUGGUGUCGAAAUCUGAUGUCGACGCAAUUAGGAAGAUUUCUACUCGGAAGACAAAACCACAAGGGGAAUGUUCAAGAUGCGGACGUUUUGGUCACGCUAGUUAUGACUCAUCAUGCCCAGCAAGGCAAGCAAAAUGCAACAAAUGUUCAAAAAUUGGUCAUUUUUCCCGAAAGUGUAGAACCACCCUGAAGAGACGGAAUUCUCAGUGUAAUUUUGAAAAUGUUAAGAAACGUAAGACGAAUGUUCGUUGUGUGGAGGGCGAGAACACAGAGCUCAAAUUGGAAAAGGAGAACACAAACUGUUUCAAAAUAGCAAGUGAUGAGGAAGAAGAGUUUAUAUACUGCCGGGUGGGAGGCCAGAAAAUUCCUCUAGUUAUUGACUCAGGAUCAAGGUUCAAUCUCAUCAGCAGCUCGGAUUGGCAGCUGCUACAAAAGAAAGGCGCUAUAAUAUUCAAUGACAGAUCACAUUCUGAAAAACAGUUUCGAGGCUAUGCUUCUGAACAAUUGCUUGAGGUAAUUCGUAUUUUUGAGGCACCCAUUUCGGCUGAAAGAGAUAUUGAAGUGAUUGCGACAUUUUACGUUAUCAAAAAUGGUCGACAAUCAUUGUUGGGGCGAGACACAGCUAUACAACUCAAUGUCCUUCGCCUAGGUUUGAAUGUCAACCGCGUUGAAGAACCUACACCGUUCCCAAAGUGGAAAGGCGUCAAAGUAAAACUAUGCAUAGAUCCCGAGAUUAGGCCGGUGCAACAGCCGGUAAGAAGAAUUCCGGUAGCUUUAGAGGAGAAAGUUCAUGCUAAGCUGGAGGAAGCCCUUGGACAUGACAUAAUCGAACCAGUUUUAGGUCCAAGUUCUUGGAUCUCUCCCAUCGUACUGGCAUUUAAAGAGAAUGGAGACAUUCGGUUAUGCGUGGAUAUGCGAUUGGCAAAUAAGGCAAUUUAGCGAGAGAACUACCCUUUACCUAUUUUUGAAUCAUUUAUGACAAAGUUAAAAGACGCAAAGUUCUUCUCCCGCCUUGAUCUUAAGGAUGCCUAUCACCAAUUAGAAUUGGAAGAGUCUAGUAGGGAGAUUACAACAUUUAUAACGUCAAAGGGGCUCUUCCGAUAUAAGAGAUUGAUGUUUGGGGUGAAUUCGGCUCCUGAGAUUUUUCAGCGCCGGCUGGAAACACUGUUAGCUGCAUUCCCGAAUGCCAUGAAUUACAUCGAUGACGUGAUCAUUUUUGGUGCCAACGAACUCGAACAUGACGAAACAGUAAAAGCAGUUUGCAAAGUCUUUAACGACAAUAAUGUUUUAUUAAACAAACAAAAGUGCAUUUGGAAAACAAACAGGCUAAAAUUGUUGGGGCACAUUUUGUCCGACUCGGGAAUCGAAGUUGACCCCGAGAAGAUAGAGGUUAUUAAGUCUUUUAGAGCCCCCAAGAAUAAGGAAGAAACCCGCAGUUUUCUCGGCCUUAUUACAUAUGUGGGAAAAUUUAUUCCUGAUUUGGCCGAUAACACGGAGCCCCUACGCCUAUUAUUACGAAAAGACAGCAUAUUUCAAUGGGGCAACACCGAGGAAAAGGCUUUUCAAAAGUUGAAGUGUCAUUUAGCACAUGUUCCUAAUCUUGCUUAUUUUAAUCCAAAGAACCGCACCCGUUUAAUAGCGGACGCAAGUCCUGUAGCUCUUGGAUCGGUCCUUCUGCAGUUUGAUGGUAAAGGCGAUCCGUUGAUUAUAUCAUUUGCCAGC
This is a messenger RNA of Drosophila santomea, 2720 nucleotides long. RefSeq lists its product as uncharacterized. The record is from RefSeq and is a predicted model, not a curated record. Gene Ontology annotation, molecular function: zinc ion binding; nucleic acid binding. Lineage: Eukaryota; Metazoa; Arthropoda; Insecta; Diptera; Drosophilidae. The transcript is spliced from 4 exons. The coding region runs from base 816 to 1937 and encodes 373 amino acids.